This is a messenger RNA of Limulus polyphemus (Atlantic horseshoe crab), 4573 nucleotides long. Its product is annotated as transmembrane protein 189-like. The coding region runs from base 62 to 928 and encodes 288 amino acids. The record is from RefSeq and is a predicted model, not a curated record. Gene Ontology annotation, molecular function: oxidoreductase activity. The transcript has 6 exons. NCBI's taxonomy places the organism in Eukaryota, Metazoa, Arthropoda, Merostomata, Xiphosura, Limulidae.
UUUAUAUUGAUUAUUGACUGUUUCGUGUUUAUGAGAGUGCUUCCGAAUUGUUACGAAGUUCAUGAUGGAUUGUAAAAUACUACAUCCUGUGAAGACUGAGAAGCAGAUAUGGGAAAACUCAAUGCCAGAAGAUGAUCCAAACAGUAACUCUGACACACACCAGGAAAACAGUGGAAUUCGCAGAUGGGGACCAAACCAUGCAGGGGCUAAAGAACUAGCUAGUUACUAUACUAAAGGAAAAAGGCUUCAGGAAAUAAUUUCAGUUGUAAGCUGUCUAACUCUUAUGGUUAUAAACUUCAUUCACCUGCUGUACCAUUUUCAGUUAAGCAAAUGCAGCUACAUCUUGGUAGCAUCUUUGAGUGGCAUAAUCACUGCAGAUUUCUUGAGCGGACUAGUGCAUUGGGCAGCUGACACUUGGGGUUCAGUGGAUCUUCCAGUAAUUGGCAAGGCUUUUAUUAGACCAUUUAGAGAACAUCAUAUUGAUCCAACAGCAAUUACUCGCCAUGACUUUAUUGAAACGAAUGGUGAUAACUUUAUGGUUACAGUACCUUCUUUGGCAUACAUGAGCUAUCAGUUCUUUUUCUAUCCCAGUGAUAAAAUCCAGGAGCUCUACAAUUGGAAUUGUUACCUCUUUCUGUUAGCUUUAUUUGUUGCUACUACUAAUCAAAUUCACAAGUGGUCCCACACUUAUUUUGGACUUCCACGUUGGGUGACUCUGUUGCAGGAUUGCCACAUUAUACUCCCUCAACGUCACCAUCGUAUCCACCAUGUAGCACCACAUGAGACCUACUUCUGCAUCACAACUGGCUGGUUAAAUUAUCCCCUUGAGAAGUUCCACUUCUGGGAGACCUGGGAGACAAUAAUUGAAGCCAUGACGGGCUGCAAGCCCCGAUCAGAUGACAUGAAAUGGGCUCAAAAACGUGACUGAAAUUUUCACUUUAGAUUUCAUUAUUUUGCUAUGACAUUAUAGUAGUUAUAGGAUAUACAUUAAAAUUCUAGUUCUUGUACAGCAUCUCAUUUUUAUAAUGCUUAUAGGAAAUAGGAGGGAAACUGAAGUUGUAUUUUAUUAAGAAAAAAAAAUAUUUGUUGGAGUUCAAAGAAAACCAUAAAGAAACUGAGAACAAAAAAGAAAAAGACUGAGUGUAGCUAAGAUAUUUUGUUGUUUUUACACACUUAUUAUGAUCAUAUUGUGUUUAUAUGUAUUAAAAUCAGAGGUUCAAUUUCCUGCAGUGGACAGAAUUCAUAUAGCCCAUUAUGUAGCUUUGCUCUAAAACAAAAUAAUUUUUUUUGUGUAUUUUAACAGUUUAAUGCCAAGUAAGUACAUGAAAAAUGAUUUAGAUAAAUUACUAGCUCUGGUGUGAUAACCAUAUAUUUACAUGUGUGAUUUAAAACUUAGCUUUAUUGACAUAACACAAUGCUUUUACAAAAAUAAAUGCAAUAAAAAUAGAAUUAAAUAGUAUUAAAUAAAAACAAGCUAAUUUUGUGUUGUUGCAAAGACAUUUUGUAAAAUUUCUGUGUGUGUGUAUUUAUAUGUAUAUAUAGUAGAUUAUGUUAUUGCGUUAUGUUGAAACGUGAAAUGUUUCGCUGAGAAAUAUCAGAUAUAAAUUACCUUUUCUUUUGUUAUUUUUUACAAUUGGGCAGUCUGUAAACAUAUUAAAUUGAAUAAUUUAAUUUUAGAGCAGUUAAAUCAUGGCUGAAUGUUUGUUUCAGUUAGGAGUCAUUCAUAAUAAGCAAUAUACAAGUAUACAAAAACACUCCAAUCAAAAACAUUUACUCCAACAGUAUAUCCAUGUUUAAAAGUGUUUUAAAGCACAAUUGUAUCCUAAAUGAGUUUCAUCUGAAAGUCAGUUAAUUUUAUUUAUUGUGGGUUUUCCUUCAAAAGAUAAAGUUCUCUGAAUAAUGAUUACGCUUUUUUUGUUCUUCUAGCCACUAAUUUAAAUUAAAUUUAGCAUUCUUUAUUUCUUUUGACUUAGUUGUAAUAUUAUUUAGUAAUACUAAUUAUUUAACUAGCUACAUGACUAUUGUAUUUUUGUAGCAUAUUAGCUGAAUUUAUACAUAAAACAUUUCAAUUUCCCAUAUUCUAGUCAUCUUCAGCUUACUGUGUUUUACAGUUCUAUCAGCUAAAGCGUAUGUGUUGUUCAGUUAAACAAUGUAUCCAAGGUCAUUCUGUAACUUAGGCCUUUUUUGUUUUUAUAAUUAGUUUUUUUAUAGAUAUAUAUUCAGCAAGUGCUUCGAAAUUUGUGUUAGAAGAAAAUAUAAAUAAUCUCAGUUGUUAAAAUUGGGCUUUUGUUAGAUCUCAAACCAAAUUGAAUUAUUGUAUCAUAAGCUUAUCUAACAUUGCAUUUGGUUUCAAACAUGUUUCUUACAGUCUGCUUUUUUAUUUUCAGAUAUUUAAUGAUAAUUUCUAACAUAUUCUCCAAGACCAGGGCCAAAUUAACUAACAUGCAUAGUGGGCAUGCAGUUGGCCAAAACAUUCAGGGUCAAGUUUUACCUGCUGUUAAGAUCAUAUUAAUAAUUUUUAAUAGGGGGAAGAAGUUUGGUCAGAGAGUGUGUGUGUGUAAUCCAAAACUAAUGAAACUGUAACCACUGAUAUUAAUUGAGUUCACUGUCUAUUUGUCUUUUUUUUUGCAUUUUCAAUCAGCUUAGCACAAGAACUGUUUGCCUUGAUUACUACUUUAUCUCAGAAUUAUCUGUACACUGAGAAAUAAAAGAGAAAGGAAAGGUCAGGAACUGACCAGAAUAUAGCUGUAAAAAGUAAUGGGAAGUAUUUUUAUAUGUUUUAGGCACUUGAUAGGUGUUCAGAUCAUAAGUGCUCCAGUUAAAGAUAUGUUUUAUAGUUGUGCUGUUGGUAGUUGUUUUUGUUUUUUAAUGGGCCCACAGAGCUGAAACUGCUCACAGAUGCACUGCAUCCUUAAUCCUGCCCUGCCUGAGACAGAUGUGCCAUUUGUUUCAUACUAACUGAAUAUAUGUGUAGCUUCAUCUAAAACAUUAGGGCAAAAAUUCUAUAUUCUAAGGAAUUACUGAUAAUAAUAAUAAUGUUUAUAUUAAUCUUACUACUAGAUCUCCAGCAUAACUGGCACUGUUUUUGUGCAUGCAUGUGUGUACAGGAAAAUCCUAGAAAUUAGACUGGUUAAAUCUCAGUAUUAGUUAAGGACAACUAGGCACUAAAACAUAAAUAAAAAUAAAAUUUAGCAUAAAGACCAUCUUCUUUAGGCUUUUUUAAAAUUAUAAUUUAGUUUAUCUCAAUUACUACUACUACACACAAAAAAAAGACUUGCUGCAGAGAACCCUUUGUUUUCACACUCAUCCACCCAUUUGUUGUGACACUUUAGUCCAAAUGUAUGUGUGCACUGCAUCUUAUCACAUCUUUGAAAUCAAACCUUUUAUAUAUAUUGUGUCGAGAUGUAGGAAUAAUAUUGAGAUGUGGUAUCAAAUUAUUUUUAUGCCCCUUAAAUGAACAGUAAUUUUCUAAUUUUGGAAACUAGCAGUUUUUAGUUUUUCUGUGUAAUAAUAUAUUGGAUGGUUAGUGGUCUGUAAACUUCCAAGUAUAUUGUAAUUAAAAAUGAAUAAUAUGGCAUGUAGAAAUAAAUUUACUUCUAUUUAAUUAGCUUUUGCAUAUAGUCAAGUGUAUGCUUGUACACAAUAACAGAGAUUCUAGUGAACAUAAAUGUGUGUCAAGUUAGUCAUUUUUAUAGAGAAGUUUGACAGUUUUCAAAAACUGAAAAGUCAAACUAUACUAGGAUCAUUCCUGGACACAGAAUAAAUUUAUGAAACAAUAGAAUCCCACAAAUUAAAAAUGGUACAUAUUUUUAUUACAAAAAAAAGCACAAAUUAUUACUUGCAUAUUUUAUUAACAUGUUUAAAAAAUUAAUUUCCAUAACUAAAUUUUUCAUACAUCAACAUAAAGCAAAUGUUACAAUUAAGAAAAUAUGUUAAUUCAAGUGUUCCUUUUAAUAUUUUUCUGAGUGAUUAUUACAUCUACUAGCCUUGUUCUUGAAAUGGCCAUUUUACUGAAGGCUCAUUCACACAUAUAUACACACACACACACACACAUAUAUAUAUAUAUAUAUAUAUACACACACAAACUGGGAAUUCUAGAACAAGUGGCUGUAUUUUACAAAAAUGUUACUAGAUAGCACAGCAUAAUUUCAGUAAUUUUACAUCAGUGUACUAACCUGUUGAAGGUUUAACAUAAUGGUUGAUCCAAUUUUAAUUUGUAUAGGUAGUCUAAAAACAAUUAUGUUGUGACAUGAUGUGAUAUUAUCGUGGUGUAUUUGGCAAAACUAGCCUGUUGCAGCAGGAGUAGUGCAUCAAUGGGUAGAUCAGUUCUCUCUUUCAUCUUUUCUUCACUGAAAUUCACAUUUUGGUGUAGAAAAUAAAUUAACGAGUAAAUUAUUAAUUUGUGUUAAUUUAUAAACUUGGUUUUAAUUUUGAUGAUUAGUUAGUCACACUGACAAAAAUUACAUUCAUAUAUUGUAGUCUCAAAAUACUGUAAGAAUUUAGCAAACAAAGUUAUCUGACUGUCAUAUUUCAUUUGUUGAUGUAUUUGGCUCCAUGAUUUUGAAAAAUAAAA